Molecule: messenger RNA, 309 nt
Organism: Penicillium antarcticum
Lineage: Eukaryota; Fungi; Ascomycota; Eurotiomycetes; Eurotiales; Aspergillaceae
Exons: 2
Coding region: 1-309 (102 amino acids)
Source: RefSeq, a predicted model, not a curated record
AUGGAAACAACGGGGACAGGGCAAUCCGCUGCAUACAUGCACUCCACACACGAUAGGGCCGAUUUCGACAUUGAGGCAUUACCAGAACGGCCGCAAAAACGAGCCCUGAAAACCAACGAAUCAUACGCCGAAGAAUGGAAAUACGGCUCCAAAGCGAGAGUGAUCAAGUAUUAUCUCAUGUAUAUAAUGGCGGGUCUCAUCAUCGGAGGCAUCAUUGGUACGGUGAUAGGGUACCAAUAUGAUCCCUACAAUCCCAUGUCCUUGCAGAAGACCUCAUUUGGGACACUACUUUUCACAUCUUCUAAAUAA